AUGCCCAGGACAGAUUCUAAACCAAGUGUCCGACUGGGAGGUGUGGGAAGCUCGUGGAAGUCAAGUGUUAGUUUUGGUUCUAGUACUUCUAGUGACUUGUUGAGUAUUGAUGAUGCUGUUGAUAAACACCGACUUAAGAAGGAGCUCACAGCAGGUGAUAUUGAGAAGUUACAAGCCGAAGUGCAGUAUUUACGUAGAACUAAUCUGCGUGCUAAGCGUGAUAGAUUCUCAAAGCUCCCAGUUGAGGAUACGAUUAAACGAAUGAUGAAAGGAGAAGCGUAUACCUUUGAACUAUACCGCUCUCUAGAAGAUAAGAUAUCAUUAUUGGAUCAUUCGAUUAAGAUGCAUGAUGGUAACUGUAUCAUCGCUGCAAUUUUAUUCUUGAAAAGCACAGUGAAAGUCAGUUUAUUUAAUCAGGAAAUAUCUAAACGCCCGGUGGCUAUCAAUCAUUAUUUAACUUAUUUAAGAACUAAUGGUGACUAUAUAGAACUAUCUAAUGUCUUAACUAUGUUGAGAAGAUCAGAAGAAGCUGCAAUGUUACAAUAUAAAACAGCAACAGGUGCUAGUUUAGGAUCUUCAAAGGCUAGUGCACUUAAAAGUGUCUAUAGAAAUCAUUUUAAAAUGGAUCCACUGCUAUCAUCAGAAUCUAGUUUAGUAAUGGAACAUAUAGAUUUAUUAGAGAGGCAGCUGCCUAUAGAGGAAUCAGACUCCAAAGAGGAAGUUAGUGGAAGAAAUCAGUUAUUCCGAGAUUUUCCAAGAAGACGAUCCAUUUUAGACAUGCCAUUAAUAACUACUUUAUAUUAUUGCUGUUUAUAUCAUUAUAACUUAGCUGAGAAUUCCUUGGCUAGUCCCAUAGCUAUAAAGAAAAGACAUCAAUUGAGUGAUAAACAGUUUCUCUUUAGUGCCAUCGCAGCUCAAUCCAAACUUAAAAAUUGGAAAAACAUUGAAGAACUGUUAACAUCUAAGGGUUGGUUUGGCAGUACCAAGAUGAAAUCGGCUAUAGGAUUUGAUAAGGUUGUUGAAAUAUUACACAAAAACAAUGCACCUUCAGAGAUGUUAAAAAUAUACAUAGCUUUUAUUGAUGAUAUGGACUUAAGAUUAGAAACUGCACAGAAAUAUCAUUGUCAUAAAGCUGUCAUUGAUGUGUUUGUGGCACUUAGAGAUAGAGGUCAAUUAGAAUCAUAUUCUUCUAAAUUAAAACAUGGAACACAAGAACAUUUAUAUUCAUCAGAUGCUUUGAGGAAUUCAAGCAUUAAGUGGAAGCAGUGA
Messenger RNA from Lottia gigantea (owl limpet), 1269 nucleotides. RefSeq lists its product as hypothetical. The coding region runs from base 1 to 1269 and encodes 422 amino acids. The record is from RefSeq and is a predicted model, not a curated record. Lineage: Eukaryota; Metazoa; Mollusca; Gastropoda; Lottiidae. Gene Ontology annotation, biological process: intracellular protein transport; vacuolar transport. The transcript has a single exon. Gene Ontology annotation, cellular component: cytoplasm.